AUGAAGAGGCCAGCCCUCUUGCUGCUCCAGAUGUAGAGGACGAUAUGCACCCUUGAAUAACAACUGGAUAAAGCCAGUCUGUGGGCUAGAUCAAAAUGACUCCACCUACAGAAAUUGAAGAUCACCUGCCGAUGUCAGUGGCAAAGAUUUUCGUCUGUCUGAUCCUGAGUUUUUCCUUUGUCCUUGGAAUCCCUGGAAAUUCUUUGGUCAUCUGGACCAUUUGUGGACGAAUGAAGAAGAAGCCUCCAACCGUUGUGCUCAUCCUACAACUGGCCGUGGCUGAUCUCCUGAUUCUUCUGACCCUGCCAAUCUGGAUCUAUUCUUUUGCCAACCAGUGGCUCUUUGGGAUCGGUGCCUGCAAAGGUCUGGUGUUUGUCAUUUACUGUAGCUUGUAUGCCAGCAUCUUCUUCAUCAUGUGUCUCAGUCUUGAGCGGUUCCUGGCUGUCGUUCAUCCCUUUGCUCUUCAGCGAUGGAAGAAGACGAUGGUCAUCCACCUGGUGGUGGUCAUGAUCUGGUUCUUCUCCAUCGUCCUUGGAUCAGCUAUCAUCCCAUUUCAGGCCAUCGAUGUCACUGUAGGGGACCUGCAAUGUACCACUCGUGAGUAUGCAACUAAAUCACAAGAGGUUAUCCACCUCUUGUCUGAAACUAUUUUGGGCUUCGUAGUUCCCUUCACCGUCAUCUGCACCUGCUACGUCUACGUGGGCAAAAGAAUUGGGGCCAUGGCUUGUCCAUCAAAACGACGCUCCACCAAGUUGAUUACCUCCGUAGUAGUGAUUUUUUGUCUGUGUUGGUUCCCCCACCACUUCUUCAACCUCAUAACAGUCAUCUCAGUUCUGCUGCAAGACUCAAAUUCAGAGACCGCUCAAACCUUGAAGACGAUUUCAGAGGCAGGAGCGUGGAUUGCAGGCGCAAUUAUUUUUAUUAGCAGUUGCAUCAACCCGCUCCUCUACGCUUUUGCUGCUAGGAACAUUCAAAGCAGUGCCAGGUUUACAAAGUUGUCCAAACUCUUCGAACAAGUGGCCCCUUCGGAGAGGCAGGGGUCCAACCUGGAAACACCUUCUCCAGAUGAAAAAGAGGAAAGUUUGACAAGCACAGAGAUUGUCUAGUGCCAGUGCCGGGAAAAGUGUCCUCAGCCUAUAGCGAGGACUUUUCCUAAAAUUUAAACACCGUU
Messenger RNA from Protobothrops mucrosquamatus (brown spotted pit viper), 1171 nucleotides. Its product is annotated as leukotriene B4 receptor 1-like. The record is from RefSeq and is a predicted model, not a curated record. Gene Ontology annotation, cellular component: membrane. The coding region runs from base 96 to 1106 and encodes 336 amino acids. Gene Ontology annotation, molecular function: G protein-coupled receptor activity. The transcript has a single exon. Gene Ontology annotation, biological process: G protein-coupled receptor signaling pathway. NCBI's taxonomy places the organism in Eukaryota, Metazoa, Chordata, Lepidosauria, Squamata, Viperidae.